AUGUUACUUAAAAUUUUAAAUAACGCACAAAUCUUACGAAAACCUUCAAGAAUCUUGCUAUCCACCGCAUCGCAUUCUUUAAAGGAACAGACAGUGAAUGUUGGAAAAUACAAUAUCAAUUUUAUUAAAGUUGGUAAUGGUCCUCACAAUAUACUAUGCGCGCCCGGGGCUUUGGGAUCAAUAUGGACAGAUUUCAAGCAUCAGAUAAAUGGUUUGGACAGGUCUCAGUUUAGUGUUGUUGUUUGGGAUCCACCAGGCUAUGGAAAAAGCACACCAGAACGGGAAUUUAGCAUUGACUUUUACCAGAAAGAUGCUGACAUUGCUUACCAAUUAAUGAAGGAACUAAACAUUCCAAGAUACUCAUUACUUGGAUGGAGUGAUGGAGGCAUUACCAGUAUGAUCCUUGCUGCAAAAUACCCUGAUACAGUUAACAAAUUAGUCAUUUGGGGUGCUAAUUCGUUUAUAUUGCCUAAAGAGUUAGAUGCUUAUAAAAAAAUAAAGGAUGUGAGCACUUGGUCAAAACAGAUGAGGGAACCUAUGAUUGAGUUAUAUGGUGAAGAAAAAUUCACAAAAUAUUGGACAAAAUGGGUUGAAACGAUGGAGGAAUUAUUUAGAGCUAAAAAUGGCGAUGUUUGUUCAGAAUUAUUAAAAAAUAUUAAGACUCCAACACUCAUUCUGCACGGAGAAAAGGAUCCGUUGGUGGAUGGGGUACAUGUUUCACAUUUACAUACUCAUAUAACCGGAUCAAGGAUUCAUUUAUACCCGGAAGGAAAGCAUAAUAUACACAUACGUUAUGCUGAAGACUUUAACAAAAUUGUGCAGGAAUUUUUACUCAAAUGA
Leptosia nina is the source of this 840-nucleotide messenger RNA. Lineage: Eukaryota; Metazoa; Arthropoda; Insecta; Lepidoptera; Pieridae. The record is from the annotation of a GenBank genome assembly.